Closterium sp. Naga37s-1 is the source of this 1959-nucleotide messenger RNA. The record is from the annotation of a GenBank genome assembly. NCBI's taxonomy places the organism in Eukaryota, Viridiplantae, Streptophyta, Zygnematophyceae, Desmidiales, Closteriaceae.
AUGGGCGGCAGGCCGCACGGGCGGCAGCGGUCGCUGGUGUCGCACUCAGGCGGCUUGACAGCUGGCCUGUCUCCUGGCCUGGCUGCUCGGUCCGGCCUCACUGGAAGCACCUUCGCCAGUAGCAGUGCCUUUGCUGGUGGUGGUGCCUUUGGUGGUGGUGGUGCCUUUGCUGGUGGUGGUGCUGCCGGUGGUGCCAGUGGCAGUGGCGUGGGGUAUGUGAGCGGCAGCAUCAACGCCCACGCGGUCAAUAGCAGCAGCAGCAGCAGCUUCAUACGAGGCAGGAGGCGCACCAUAUCCACCGUUACAGUCACCACAGCUGUAGCGGGAGCAGGCGGGGAGGGGCUGGGCGGAGGCGGAGGAGGAUUCGGUGGGGGAGCAGGAGGAGGGGGGGUUGUGUCAGCACAGCCACCUGCGCUGUCUCCACGUGCGUUGGCGCAGCUGGACCGCAGCUUUGGCAGCGAUGAGUCCAUGUCGUCCAGUGGCGAGGUGGUCAACGUGCUACACGAUGCCUCGGGUGGCGGUGCUGGCAGCAUGAAGGAUGAAUCCCGAGCGAGGGACACUUCAGGAGCAGCGCAGCGCGACAUGUGUCGCAUUCUGAGAGCACGGUGCAGCUACAGAUGCGGCCCGCUCUUCCAGGAUACCCACCGUACACCGCUGGUAGAGCUGGCCGUAGCACGAGCGGAGGAUCAGGAGGAGGAGGAUGAGGAGGAGGGAGAGGAGGUGGAGGAAGGGUGGAAGGAAGAAGGGCGCAUGUGGGAGGAGGGUGCAGAAGGAGAGUGGUAUGAUGAACAGCAUGGGCAGGAGGAAGGGGAGUAUGGGGCGCACAGCAGCGGGCAUGAUAGCUUUGCGGUGGCGCUCGCAGCAGCAGGCGGGUGGGACAGUGGCGCGCAGGGAAGCAGCAGGCAGGUCAGUGGCAGGCAAGGAGGGGCGUCCCAUGGUGUGUCACCGCCAGUGUCAGGAGCUAUGGAGUCUGGACGGCAGGGGGGAGAAGGGAGGAGGAGAAAGGCAGAGGUGGCGAGGGAGAGGAAGAGGAAGAAGGCUCCUCCGCCCUUGGCCCUGGAGAGACAGAAGAACCGACUUGCCGCCACCAAAUGCAUCACUGCAGCGUUGCAGCAGGCAGAGGUGGGUAGCCUGGCAGCAGCACAGCGCACCAUACAGCAAGGCGUGGCAGCCAUCCAAGCGUCUUAUGCCAUGCAGCAAGGGGAUGAGGCGUCAAUGCACUUGAUAAACGAGCUGAUGGAAAUAGAGAGACGCAUGUGCAACAUGCAGACGUACAAGGGAGCAGGUCUGGCGUAUGCUCUCUCUGCGCAGUCAGCUCAUCUGCUGCAGCGAGCCAACACGAGGGGGGGAGGGGCCGCAGCAGACAGCACAGCUGGCCUCGACUACAUGCGUUUCUCACCAUCAGACGCCUUCAAUGGAGGAGGGGCAGCAGCUGCUGGCGUUGCUGCUGCUGCUGCCUCCUCCUCCAAAUCACCCUCACAGCCGUUCUUUGAUGGUAGACAAGGUGCGAACGGGGCAAAUGGGAUGCUUGCUGCUGCGGCUGCAGCCCUACCUCAACCACCCCUGGAUGGUGGUGGCACCUACAGCAACAGCUGCUCCUCUCAGAACGGUGGUGAUCUCUCAUUUGGUAACUCCUGUGAGCAGCUGCAGCAGUUUGAGACAGAGGAUCUCUCAUUUGGUUCAGCUUCCUUUCAAUCCAGACCAGUAGCAGCGUGCCAGACACACCAACAGCAGCAGCAACAGCAGCAGCAGCAGGGAGGAGUAGGGCUGAGAAGGCAGAGGUCUGGCGUGCAACGCAGCAGCAAGCCGACUCCCCUGGUGGUGCGCAGUGGGAUGGGUCUGGCUGCUGCUGUGGCCGCCGCUGCUGCAGCUGCAGGGGAUGGCCGGCUGGACUCCUCUGCUUCACUCUCUGCUGUGGCUCAUGCGCUCUCGUCCUCACCUCGUCCCGUGGAAGCAUGA